AUGGUGCUCUUCACCGACGGCUACGACGUGGUCCUGGAGGCCACGUCCCUGAGCCAGCUGCCGGAGGCCUUCCAGCGGCUCGAGCGGGCGCUCGGGCCCCUCGUCGGACCGCCCGGCGGCCCCGUCGUGUUCAACGGGGAGGGGAACUGCUGGCCCUUCCCGCACCAGGGCGCCUGGGCGGGGCCCGCCGAGCCCGUCGUCUCCGGCGACUACCGGCCGGACUACCAGUACCGGUUCGGCAACGGCACGCGGUUGCGAGGGGACCAGAUCUGCGACCACUGGCACCGCCAAGCGCGGCUGAGAGGCCGCGGUGCCUCGCCCGAGGCAGCGCCCCUCGCGCCGUUCCCCAACAGCGGCGCCUUCAUCGGCCGCGCGGGGAGCCUGCGGCGCCUCUUCGGCCUCGCGGCGGAGGUGCUGGAGCUCUUCGGGGACUUCGAGGACCAGGCCCUGCUGUACUCCACCCCGGAGGGCGGUCCGUUCAGAACUGGCCCUCGUUGGGAUGACUGCGGGGACUGCUGA
Molecule: messenger RNA, 519 nt
Organism: Prorocentrum cordatum
Lineage: Eukaryota; Dinophyceae; Prorocentrales; Prorocentraceae
Source: the annotation of a GenBank genome assembly